Strongylus vulgaris is the source of this 585-nucleotide messenger RNA. The record is from the annotation of a GenBank genome assembly. NCBI's taxonomy places the organism in Eukaryota, Metazoa, Nematoda, Chromadorea, Rhabditida, Strongylidae.
AUGCUCCGUUGUCUUCUUAUUGCGGCCUGCUCUGUCGCUCUGGCUUUUGCCUUCCACCGUGAGUUUUUUUUCGUACCCCUUUCUUCUUUGUUCUCAUGUUUUUUCUUUUUGUCUUCAAGUGUCCCGUGUUAUGUAAAUUCGUCUCCUAAAGUUUUCAUUGAAGAAUAUCGAGAGCUCAAAUGCUCAACACCUACUAACACCAUUCGAGGUGGACCUGAUAGAGCAGAGUGCCAACUUAUUCUAAAGGAAGAGGAGUUGGAGACAGGCCGACCAGUCCCCAAAGGUCUUGGAUGUUGGAAGGAGGAUCACGAAGGUGAAGAACGAGAGUACUGUGACUUGGUCUGCCCUAACUCACACACCGUCUUCAUUUCAUUCAUCGAUCAAGGUCAUCGAGCUUGCUUCAACUACAUAACCUAUCAGAUUGAGAAGCGGGCUGAGGAGCAAUACUUGUGGCGCAGCGGCAAAUGCCUCAACUCGACUGUUAACUACCGUAUCGGAUGCAAAUUCGAUGAUCCUUUCGACACGCAAUUCAAGAGCGACAACGAGAUCCUAGCCCGUCUUCGCGCUCGUGCUCGCCGAGCCUAA